UCCAUUCAGCCUUUCUUUAUCCUUUCAAGUGCACGGACCAAAGAAGUGUAACAUUCCCGAGGAGGACCAAUUUCCUUACCCCCCCCCUCCCCACCUCUGUCAGCUUUCAUUCAUUCUUCGGCACCAAAAGAGAUUUUCGGGGGACCACCUGAGCAUUCCUAUUUCCCGGUUUAAUAACGCGUUUUCGUUGAACGUCUCCGUUGUCGAGACGGAAGGACCUUUACUCGCCCAUUCAAAUAUUCUAGUCGUGUUUUUAUUUUUUUUAAGUAGUCAUUUCUGAAAGUAAGACCAAUACAAACAGACGGUUUAAGCCACUUAUUUAUUUAUUUAUUUUUUGGGACAUCGUUUUCCCCUCCCGUUCACGUGUAGUGUAAAGUUAAGCCAUACAAUCAGUCGACAAUGGCAGGUUUGAACUCUUUGGAUGCUGUCAAGAGGAAGAUCCAGUGUUUGCAGCAGCAGGCAGACGACGCCGAAGACCGGGCUCAGGUCCUGCAGAGGGAGCUGGACAGCGAACGAGAGCUCCGGGAGAAAGCAGAGGGUGAUGUCGCUGCUCUGAACCGUCGCAUCCAGCUGGUGGAGGAGGAGUUGGACCGGGCCCAGGAGAGGCUGGCCACAGCGCUGCAGAAACUGGAGGAGGCUGAGAAAGCUGCAGAUGAGAGCGAGAGAGGAAUGAAGGUGAUCGAAACCCGAGCAAUGAAGGAUGAGGAGAAGAUGGAGAUUCAGGAGAUGCAGCUGAAGGAGGCUAAACACAUUGCGGAGGAGGCCGACCGCAAAUACGAAGAGGUGGCUCGCAAGCUGGUGAUCCUGGAGUUGGAUCUGGAGCGAGCCGAGGAGAGGGCCGAGCUCUCGGAAUGUAAAGCCAGCGACCUGGAGGAGGAGCUGAAAAAUGUAACCAACAACUUGAAGUCCUUAGAAGCCCAGUCGGAGAAGUACUCAGAAAAGGAGGACAAGUACGAGGAGGAGAUCAAAGUUCUCACUGACAAACUGAAGGAGGCCGAAACCCGUGCAGAAUUUGCAGAGAGGACAGUGGCGAAACUGGAAAAGUCUAUCGAUGACCUGGAAGAACAAUUGUCACAUGCCAAAGAGGAGAAUCUGGACAUGCAUCAAAUCCUGGACCAGACCCUGCAGGAACUUAACAGCUUAUAAACAAACACACACACACAUUCGCAUGCACACACAAGGAUGAGAUGUAACAUUCCAUAAAUGUUCAACUCCAUUCCACUGCAUUCCUUGAGUAAGGGGGGAUUAGUUUAAUGUCCCUCGAUGUUCUUUUUGUUUUGUUUUUUUCCAAAAUGCAAUUUUGUUUUCAAGAUGUGAAGUUAAACACACGGUUCCUCUCAAACUGCACAAAUUCUAUCCCCACAUCCAGCCUCCAAUUAUUUAGACCUCUUUAAAUAGAAACCAUUCAAAUUGACAUUGUUAUUCCAUCCAGCCACACCUCACAGUUGAGGAAGAAGCACAGACUAAAGUUUACCUUUCGUUAUUUUUUUUAUUUUUAUUUUUGUUAAACUCUCUCAAUUGUAGCAAGACUCUGAAGCGCCACACUGUGGUGGAAUGCAACUGGUGAACACAAUCAGCAUGGUUGGUUAGCUAAUGUUGGUCACAUACAAUGCCUACUUGUGUGUCUUAAUGGGCAUUGUUCAUGUUUUUAUUAUUAUUAUUAUUAUUAUUAUUAUUUUUAGGUCUGGUACAAUACAAUUGAGUUCAAAGUAUACAUGUAUUGCAUACAAGAUAAUUAUCUAGCUUUGGCCAACUUUUAAAUUUUUUUUAAUUUCUCUUGUUAAAUUUCAACAAUGUCGGCAAUAUUCUGAUUAUAUAUGCAAUCAAAAUCCCCAAACCACUGGAAGUGUUGUCAAGUAUGAUAAGCCACGGAUCCUUGUUGUAUAUAGUAGAAUAAUGUGAGGUUUAGUACUGCCUUUUUUUGUUUUGUUAUUUUUUUUAUCACUUCUUGAUGCCAGAGGAACUUUCAAGACCAAAGAAAACAAACAACAUGCAAAAUAGAUUGUCAACACCAUUUUUUAAAUAUCAUCUCAUGCCAGGGCCAUUUAAAAAUGCCUCCAAUUUUGGUCAAGAACAUUUUUAAAGUGCUUAAUUCACCAAAUCCCCUCCAUGUUACCAAAUAAAGGUUUUACAGAAA
Messenger RNA from Phycodurus eques (leafy seadragon), 2137 nucleotides. It is a transcript of the gene tpm4a, whose product is annotated as tropomyosin 4a. Gene Ontology annotation, cellular component: actin filament. The record is from RefSeq and is a predicted model, not a curated record. Bases 400 to 1146 code for a protein of 248 amino acids. Lineage: Eukaryota; Metazoa; Chordata; Actinopteri; Syngnathiformes; Syngnathidae. Gene Ontology annotation, biological process: muscle contraction; actin filament organization. The transcript has 8 exons. Gene Ontology annotation, molecular function: actin filament binding.